GAAUACAAAAGCAGCCCCAGGCUGUGGCGCUCCACCACGCCGUCCACGUGCGCCUUGCUGUCUCUCGAUUUCUCGCUAAGAUCUCCAGCCUCUCCGCGGCUCGAAAUGGACCCCAACUGCUCCUGCGCCACUGAUGUCUCCUGCGCCUGCGCCGGCUCCUGCAAAUGCAAAGAGUGCAAAUGCACCUCCUGCAAGAAGAGCUGCUGCUCCUGCUGCCCUGUGGGCUGUGCCAAGUGUGCCCAGGGCUGCAUCUGCAAAGGGGCGUCGGAGAAGUGCAGCUGCUGUGCCUGAUGUGGGAAGAGCUCUGCUCCCAGAUGUAAAUAGAGCAAACUUCACAACCUGGGUUUUUUUUUAAUACAACCCUGAGCCAUUUUCUGCAUUUCUUGUUAUAUUAAAUAUGUGAAUGGCAAUAAAACAAUUUUGACUUGAAUCUUAA
Molecule: messenger RNA, 436 nt
Organism: Cercocebus atys (sooty mangabey)
Lineage: Eukaryota; Metazoa; Chordata; Mammalia; Primates; Cercopithecidae
Product: metallothionein-1E-like
Exons: 3
Coding region: 106-291 (61 amino acids)
Molecular function (GO): metal ion binding
Source: RefSeq, a predicted model, not a curated record